AUGACCGGGUCAAUAACAACCUCAUUUUUACAUAAGGGAAUCAAUAUCCCUGGAGUUAAGAAUAAUACUAAAUUUAUAAAAUGGAUUGAAGAGAGUGAAAUUAAUUUACAUAAUAACUUAUCAGUUAAUAUAAGUGAAUUAGGAGGAAUAGGAUUAUUUUUCAAGAAUGAAGAUAAUAUUCAAGAAAAUGAAGAGAAUGAAGAUGUGGAUUUAAUAAUAUUAAGAAUCCCAGAAAGUUCAACUUUCGAUUAUAAAAAUCUUCUAAUUGUUUUAGAAGUUUUGAAAGUUAGAGAUAAAACAUUUGUUGAUGAAGAAUGUAAAGAUAGUGAAUUAAUAGUUAAUGUGUUGGAAAUUUUUGAACCCAGUACUGAAACUCAAAUUGUAACAUGUUAUUUUAUUGCUUUCAAAAUGUUACAAGAAAUUCAAACUCAUUCAAGUGAUUAUUAUAAAACAUCACCAUUAAGGAAAUUUGAUAUUUAUCUUGAAAUAUUGUUGCAUACUCUGACAUUGGCAUUUCCAAGUAUUGAAUCAAGUGAUGAUCCAUUUAUAUCUAGUCAUAUACAAAAUAGUAAUCAAGUUAAAUUUGAAUUUGAUUCCUUUAUUCAAGAAUUAAAUAUAUUAUAUGAUCAUGGUAUCGAUUUUGAGGGAAGUAUUUUACCUUUUAGAACCUUUUAUCAAUUAACACAAGCUAUCAAAUCAAGAACAUUAGAGAUUCCACAUGAACAUAAUGAAGAAGAUGAUGAUGAUGAAGAUGGGGAUGAUGAGGAAAAUGAUGAGAAUGAAAAAAGUACAUUAAUAGGUCAACAAUAUGACCUUAAUGGUAAUACUCUGGAGUUGGAGAAUUUGGUCAAUAGUUUGGACUUUAGUGAUACUGAACAACUGGAAGAAUAUGAACUUAAUGGAAUAACUAGUGAUAAUAAUCUUAAUAGUCAUAAAACUAAUUCAAAUACUGAUGGUAGUACCAUCAGCAAAAGAAAUAAUAAUGGUGAUUAUUAUACUAAUGUCACGUUAGUACCUAUAUUAGACUUUGCCAAUCAUAAACAUAAUAGUAAUUCAUAUUUUGAUAUUGAUAGAUCAAAUAAAGAUAUAGUAUUGAAAUUAAGAAGAGAAAUAAUUAAUGAAUUAAAUGAUAAUGAUGAAAUUGAAAUUACUAUUAGUUAUUCACCAACCGAGAGUAUUCAACACUUUAUUACAACUUAUGGAUUCAUUCCUGAAUUAGUUAAGAACCCAUCCAUAAAAGAAUAUUACCAAUUAUUUGAAUAUAAAUUAAUCCACUUAGAUAAAUAUUAUCCGCAUGCUACACAAAUAUGUAAAUGGUUAAGGAUUAUGCCACAAGUUCAAAUUGUCUUAAGUAACAAAGGUGAUGAUCAAAUUUAUUUCAAUAUUUAUGGUAAUAAAUUACCGUUAUUAUUUUUAGAAGGAUUAGAAUAUAAUGAAGAUUGGAAAAAAGGAGCAGUAGAUAAUUUUAAAGAAUAUAAUGAAAUUCCUAAUGAUUAUGAGAUUGAAGAUAAUAAAAUUUUAGAAAUUUUACAUCUGCAAGAAUCACAAUAUGAUGUAAUUAAUGGAGUUGAACCAAUUGGAUUAAAAUAUAAGGGAGAAAUAGUUCGUCAUUUAAGUGAAAUUAGAGUUAAUAAUCCAGUUGAAGAAGAUAAUUUAAUAUUAAAAUCUAUUGAUUAUAUUAUAAAACAUAUUAGAGAUAAAUUACAAACUUUAAGGAAUAUUAAAGAUGGCCCUAAUGAAAAUGAAGAACAAGAAGAAGAAUAUGAUGAUGAUGAUGAUGAUGAUGAUGACAAUUAUAAGAUUAUGAUUAAUAAUUACUAUCGGUUGCAAAAACGCAUGUUAGAAAUUAUCGUUGCGAAAUAUGAUGAAGACCCUCGCUCGGUUGUACUACCAGAACAUUUAGCUCAUCAUGAUUGGGAAAUUAAUUAUCGGUCAUUACCCCGGGAAAUGGAAUUAGAUUAG
Molecule: messenger RNA, 1962 nt
Organism: Scheffersomyces amazonensis
Lineage: Eukaryota; Fungi; Ascomycota; Pichiomycetes; Serinales; Debaryomycetaceae
Gene: CTM1
Product: cytochrome c lysine N-methyltransferase
Exons: 1
Coding region: 1-1962 (653 amino acids)
Source: RefSeq, a predicted model, not a curated record